UGUCUCCGACAAAAUGUCCGUUUACUUAGAUAUAGAGUAAAUAUAAGUUGUACACCCAGAGUUCUGAGCAGUCAGCUUUUUCAAUAGUGUGUUCGGUAUGCUGUGAAUACAGCGUUAAGAGAGACCAGCUUCCCUCACUGUGUGUACUCUCCAUUGCUGGUCUCAGGAUGGAGCCGGAUAGGGUGCUGGCAUACCUCCAGGAGGUGGAGAGGAGAGCGGAGGAUGUGCUGGUGGACAGGCGGCAGAUUGUGGACCUGGACAUGAAAAGAAAUCAGAAUAGAGAAGCUCUAAGAGCUCUCAGCAGAGACACUGCUCAAGGGUCGGUGACUGUUUGCUUUGGAAGUAUGUUUAUUAAUCUCCCAAAAGAUAAGACCAAGGAAAUGAUUCAGCGAGAUCAAGAACAGCUGGAUGCAGAAAUAAGCAAACUUCACACACAGCUGAAAGUGAAAGUGAACAAGUUAUAUGAGGCACAAGGUAAACCGGAGCUGAAAGGUUUUAACCUGACUCCACUGGAUCCAGAUGAAAUGAGAGCCAUUAAUAAAGUGUUAAAAAGAGAAGUGUAAAAUAAGGCUACUUCGUCAUUGUGAGUGCUGUGCUACGGGCAUGUUUCAUUCUUUCUGUACCCUGUGUUUAAUUCUCUUAUCAUAUAAACGUAGAGGGAAGUGUCUGCAAGGGAAAUGUCUGGCACUGUGCUCAGUGGCCCAGUGGUCAGUAUUGCCGCCUCCCAGCACUGGGUUGAAUGAGACUACAGUGUAACCUGUGUGGAAUUUCUCUUUUCCUUGUAUCCAUGUGGGUUUCCUCCCAUGGACUAAAAUGUAUAGGUUAUUUCUCUUCUGAUUAAAAUGACCUCUGUGUACAUGCACUUGUGGCAAGGAAAAUAGAUUACAAGAUCCACCGGGGCAGGGACAGUUUGCGCAGUUCAGCAUAAUAGAAUUGUUAUCUGACCUAGUAUAGCAUUAUAUCGAAGUUCCAAAGAUAUAUAGAUAGAAUGUAUUCCCACAUUAAUUGUGGAAGACAUCAACACCCUUACUGCUUCCAUGGUGGUUCUGUGUAAUAUUUCCAUGAAAAUCUAACUUGGUUGUAGAUGGAUACAGGAUAAGGCUAUAUUUAGCAUUAAUUACAAGAAUACACCCUGAAACAAUGCUUCUACACCCCUUGCGCACAUGUCACACAACCACUAUAACUGGCACUAUAAGUGGCCAAUAAGAACAAAAUGGAAAGAAAAAAAAAUUCCGUACUGUCCCAUAUGUACUGUAUGUGCCUACUUGUCCCAUAUAGUGCAUAUACUGUACAGCACUGAUACAAGCACCUUCCUGGCACACCACAAUUUCUGAAAAUGAUAUUUAUUUUUGGGUUAACUGUAAACAAUUGUCAUUAAUAUGAGAAUCAUAAUUUCUUAAUGUUGGCGGGGUUCAUUAGUUGUCUGAGUGCUUUUUUCCUGUCAUUGAUGCAGCCUGAAAGAAUAAAGACCACUGGUAAGCCAGAUGCCUUAUUUAAUAUAACGUUCUAUUUGCUGUAGGAGUCUCUCACCUAAGUGUGUGUUUGCUACAAGGCUUCCAUUUCCGAGCAGAUCUUGUUGUCCAUCAUCACGAGAUACAGGGCCAUCAUUCCACAUAAGGUCAAAGCCCCCAACUCUCUUCUCCUUCCCUGUUAGUCUGAAUGGAUAGCAGUAGACAACACUUAGUGCAGAGAAAGCUAGGGAAGAAUUGUCAUGUGGGUUUGUGUGUACAGUCCUAUAGAGCAAGGUCCAGUCCGGUUAGGGGGAAGAGACAUAGCUGUGUCCUCACCUGCCUUCCAUAUCAAUUACAUGCAGGGUAUCCUCCAGCAAGCGGCACUUCAACCUGUAAUCCUCCUGGCUGCUGGCUGUCAGAGAAGGGGAGGCGUUGACUUCCAGAAGCCACCUAUAUUAAGCCAAAAAAAGUGGCAGCAAGUGAAGAUAGUCACAUGGUCAGAACCAAAUGGCUUGUGUACACAUCUUUUCAAUAUCUGUAUAUUGUCACCGGAACUUUACAUUUAUAUGUUUGCUACAGAACCAUUGUUUGUACAGUGUAAGAUUCUUACUAUAAAUAAAUAAAUUAAUAAGUAGAAUUUU
Messenger RNA from Pseudophryne corroboree (corroboree frog), 2092 nucleotides. It is a transcript of the gene PDRG1, whose product is annotated as p53 and DNA damage regulated 1. Lineage: Eukaryota; Metazoa; Chordata; Amphibia; Anura; Myobatrachidae. Gene Ontology annotation, biological process: protein folding. Gene Ontology annotation, cellular component: prefoldin complex. The transcript has 5 exons. The coding region runs from base 168 to 563 and encodes 131 amino acids. The record is from RefSeq and is a predicted model, not a curated record.